Molecule: messenger RNA, 1098 nt
Organism: Acanthosepion pharaonis
Lineage: Eukaryota; Metazoa; Mollusca; Cephalopoda; Sepiida; Sepiidae
Source: the annotation of a GenBank genome assembly
AUGCUUUUCAUCGACUGUGCAAAGAAAGGUAUUUCCAAACAUCUUCAACCCAACUUUCAAACGGAACACACUACAAUCUCGCGGGGGAAAAUCUAUUCCAGUUGCAGAUCUGAAUUCUUUAGAAAGAUGGCAUUGUGUUUAUGGAUUUACCCGUGUUUGUUGUGCAUCAUCUUUACUUUUGGGACCACAGAUGAAAUAAAUGAUAAUACAACCUGUACGCUUACAAACAACGUCGAUUGUUCCCAUUUGCUAAAUUUAAACAACACAAAAGAAUACGUCAUUGAAGACAAAGAAAUUAAUCGAACAGGAGUUAAAAUCAUCUUCGAAAUGGAAAGAGGAAUUCAGUUCCUUCGCUUGACAAGUGGGGGAGAAUUUAUCAACAGAAUUAAACAAAUCAAUGUUACCCGGGGAUCACACAAUCAUUUGGUUAAUUUGACAUGUUCGUAUGAGGAAAAAAUAAAGCUAGAACCGGUGGUUGUCAGUAAAGAAAUACAAAUCGAUUUUGUGAAAGGAUGCGGCAACGACACUGACCCAAUCGUCAUAAAGAACAUCCAAUACAAAUAUGAAGAUGGCUUUUUUCAAAAUACUUCAGAGAUGACUCCCCUGGGCGAGAAGUCAUCUAAAAUGGAAGAACUCACAACUCUAGACAAAGAGACUGCAGCUUUCAGAGAAACUACUGUAGAUCCUCUAAAAGAAGGCAUGAAACCAAUUCCAACAUCUCUUGGUAGUAAAACAAAAUUGAUGUCCACAGGGAAACCAAUGGAUGUGACAAAUGAAACUAAAACGGAAAAGAAAGGUGACGACGACGUUUCCCGGAUGCCACCCCCGAGCGAGAAGCCAUUCAAAAAGACUACCAAGCAGAUGAAGUCAAAGACGACUGGGGAGACAUCUGAAAAGAAACCAAUUCCAACCUCUCAUGUCACUAAAACGAGAUUGGUGGCCACUGGGAAACCCGUGACAAAGAAAACGGAAAUGAAAAAGAAAGACGAUGGAAAAAGGACGAACUUUAAAGUUGGUGCAAGCAAGAGUUCAGCCCAGAAAAUAUCUCGAGAUUUUGCCGGCUUUUUCUUCUUUCUCUGUCUCUUCUACAUUGCCUGA